AUGGGUAAAGGAGAAAAUACAUCAAUUCAAACAACAAAGCCAUCUAAAAAGGUUGAUACUUUAGAAGAUACAUCAAAGAUUAAUCAACCAAAAGAAGAAAAUGAAGUCAUUGAAGAUGAUGAAUUUGAAGAAUUUGAAGAUAAUCUAUUGUCGUUAUUAAUGUUUCGUUUCGAUCGUUUAGAUGUAACUUGUGAUGAUGUAGAUACAAAGGAACAAUGGGAAGAUGAUUGGGAUACAGAACAUAUUGAUGAUGAAUUUUCAAAACAAUUAAGACAAGAAAUUGAAGCUCAUGCAGCUAAUCCACAACCAAUGAAAAUGUAA
Molecule: messenger RNA, 321 nt
Organism: Cavenderia fasciculata
Lineage: Eukaryota; Evosea; Eumycetozoa; Acytosteliales; Cavenderiaceae
Product: DSS1/SEM1 family protein
Exons: 2
Coding region: 1-321 (106 amino acids)
Biological process (GO): proteasome assembly; mRNA export from nucleus
Cellular component (GO): proteasome regulatory particle, lid subcomplex
Source: RefSeq, a predicted model, not a curated record